This is a messenger RNA of Pedinophyceae sp. YPF-701, 912 nucleotides long. The record is from the annotation of a GenBank genome assembly. NCBI's taxonomy places the organism in Eukaryota, Viridiplantae, Chlorophyta, Pedinophyceae.
AUGCUGAGUCAGGCGACGCGCCGCGCGGCCGUCCAGGGCUGCGAGGCCCUCCGGGCGAUCAGCACGUCGGCGACGGCGCAGCUCUGGGCGCCCGUGGACGCGUUCGAGGGUGUGAGGCCUGCGCCCAAGGACCUGCCCGAGGUCUCGUUCGACAAGUUCAAGUCCAUGGUGCAGUCGGGGCCGGUCCGGCCGCAGCCCGUGCCCGAGGACUGGAAGGCGUGGGCGAAGAGCGCGAAGGUCGACAAGGGCGCGAUGUUCGCGGCCUGGGAGAAGCUGUACAGCGGGUCCUGGUCGAACGCGGACCCCGAGACCAUGACGCCGAACCCGGAAGAGAAGCUCAAGGAGAUCCGUUCGGCGAAGGGCGAGUGGGCGAACGCGGAGGCCAAGUACGAGGAGGCCGUGAAGAUGCCUGCGGAGCCUGACUGGGCCAGCAUGGCGACCUCGGGCAAGAUGUUCCCGGAGUUCAUCGCCGAGGUGAAGAAGAUCUACCAGGAGGAGGCUGCGUCGGUCGCGAAGAAGCCGAGCGAGGACGAGCUGAUCGCUGCGCAGGCCGAGGACAUCAAGCGCGCGCACGCCGCGGCGAAGGCCGAGGUCGCGCUGUUCCAGAAGAAGCAGAACGAGCAGUGGAAGAUCGCGGCGCGGUCCGUCAAGAGCAUCGAGGUCGACGAGUGGCUGUACGGCGAGCUCGAGAACGGGCGCAACGUCUCCACCGACGAGGUGCUGUACCGGCAGCCGGAGCUGCGCCAGGCCAUCGACGACGAGAUCAGCGACUACCAGUGGGACCCGUCGCUGGCGUCGGAGGCGGCGCAGAACGCGUCCAAGGUGAUCGACGUGCCGGGCAUGGCCAGGCUGAAGAAGUUCACCGAGGCCAAGGCGGCGCUCGACGCGUACGUGCGCUCCAAGGCGAAGUAA